Molecule: messenger RNA, 730 nt
Organism: Gadus chalcogrammus (walleye pollock)
Lineage: Eukaryota; Metazoa; Chordata; Actinopteri; Gadiformes; Gadidae
Product: C-type lectin 2-like
Exons: 5
Coding region: 80-730 (216 amino acids)
Source: RefSeq, a predicted model, not a curated record
CCUCAGGACCUUCAGGAACCUGUUGAGACACCUCAAGUCGAGGAUAGGACGGAGUCCGCCGUCUUUCUUCGUUACCAGAAUGAUGCAGGAGGCCAUACUACUCUUUUGUCUUUCAGGGCUCUUCCUGGGCCACCAUGCCUUGCCUCCUAUCAAAUCCUACUACUACGUGGAUCAGAAGCUGAGCUGGACCGAUGCUCAGCAACACUGCAGGGAGCGGAAUGCAGACCUGGCCACCGUAGACAACGUAACGGACCUCCAGCACCUGCAAGAGUCCAGAACGGGCUUUAAUUACGAGGACGACUUCAUCUGGAUCGGACUUUAUGAUGACCGCACCCGUUGGAAGUGGUCCCUGGGAGAUCAGGACUACAAAUUUGGCCAAAACUAUGGAACGUGGUCUGGUAGUGACCCAGACUUCUGGAAUAACGAAGAGAAUUGUACAGGCACUUCCUCUUCAGGUAGCUGGUUCGAUACGUCGUGCUACAAUCUAAAAGAUGCAGUUUGCUUUGAUGAUGAAGAGUCCAACUACAUUGUGGUCCUAAACACAAUGACUUGGUACGAGGCGUUGCAAUACUGCCGGUCUCACUACACUGACCUGGCCAGUGUGCGCAACGCGUCUGAGAACGGCAAACUCCAUGCCAAACUGGCCGAGGUGGGUGUGACUGGGGCAAAUAUCAGCUGGGUUCUCAAGGACGGACAGGUGUUUCACAAGGACCAGCCCCGCACGAUAUGA